AAUUAAUCCAGGAGCGCCUCAAAGUCCAGCCAGCUGGGGACUGACUGUAGCAGACGAGCAAGAGCUGGCAGCAAUGGGGCCCAGAGCUUCAGGGAAUCUGCUCAGGACGGAGAGAGCUCCGCGCUCAGCACUGGGCCCUGAAGUUAGCCUGCAUGCCUACGACAUUGGGGUGGUGGUCACCUACUUUGUCUUUGUCACUGCUGUAGGGAUCUGGUCGUCCAUCCGUGCAAGCCGAGGUACCAUUGGGGGCUAUUUCCUGGCGGGAAGAUCCAUGAGCUGGUGGCCGAUCGGAGCAUCUCUGAUGUCCAGCAAUGUGGGAAGCGGCUUGUUCAUCGGUCUGGCCGGGACAGGGGCUGCUGGAGGCCUUGCUGUGGGAGGCUUUGAGUGGAAUGCAACCUGCCUGAUCCUGGCCCUCGGCUGGAUCUUUGUCCCUGUGUACAUCGCAGCCGGUGUGGUCACGAUGCCUCAGUACCUGAAGAAAAGGUUCGGGGGCCAGAGGAUCCAGAUUUACAUGUCCGUCUUGUCUCUCAUCCUCUACAUCUUCACCAAGAUAUCGACUGACAUCUUCUCCGGAGCCCUCUUCAUCCAGAUAGCCAUGGGUUGGAACCUCUAUCUCUCCACGGUGAUUCUGCUGGUGGUGACAGCUGUCUACACCAUUGCAGGGGGCCUCACAGCAGUGAUCUACACGGAUGCUCUGCAGACAGUGAUCAUGGUUGGGGGAGCCCUGGCCCUUAUGUUUCUGGGUUUUCAGGAGGUGGGCUGGUACCCAGGCCUACAGCAGCGGUACAUGGAGGCCAUCCCCAAUGUCACAGUUCCCAAUACCACCUGUCACCUCCCACGGCCUGAUGCCUUCCACAUGCUUCGGGACCCUGUGAGUGGAGACAUCCCAUGGCCGGGUCUCAUUUUUGGGCUCACAGUGCUGGCCACCUGGUGUUGGUGCACAGACCAGGUCAUUGUACAGAGGUCUCUAUCUGCCAAGAAUCUGUCCCAUGCCAAGGGAGGCUCGGUGCUGGGGGGCUACCUGAAGAUCCUCCCCAUGUUCUUCAUUGUCAUGCCUGGCAUGAUCAGCCGGGCCCUGUACCCAGAUGAGGUGGGCUGUGUGGACCCUGACAUCUGCCAAAGAGUCUGUGGGGCCCGAGUGGGAUGUUCCAAUAUCGCCUACCCCAAGCUGGUCAUGGGUCUCAUGCCCAUUGGUCUGCGGGGCCUGAUGAUUGCCGUGAUCAUGGCGGCCCUCAUGAGUUCCCUCACCUCCAUCUUCAACAGCAGCAGCACCCUGUUCACCAUUGAUGUGUGGCAGCGCUUCCGUAGGAAGGCAACCGAGCAGGAGCUGAUGGUGGUGGGCAGGCUGUUUGUGGUGUUCCUGGUUGUCAUCAGCAUCCUCUGGAUCCCCAUCAUCCAGAGCUCCAACAGUGGGCAGCUCUUUGACUAUAUCCAGGCUGUCACCAGCUACCUGGCUCCACCCAUCACUGCUCUCUUCCUGCUGGCCAUCUUCUGCAAGAGGGUCACAGAGCCUGGAGCCUUCUGGGGCCUCAUGUUUGGCCUGGGAGUGGGGCUUCUGCGCAUGAUCCUGGAGUUCUCAUAUCCAGCCUCAGGCUGCGGUGAGGUGGACAGGAGGCCAGCCGUGCUGAAGGACUUCCACUACCUGUACUUUGCCCUCCUUCUCUGUGGACUCACUGCCAUCGUUAUUGUCACCAUCAGCCUCUGUACAACCCCCAUCCCUGAGGAAAAGCUUGUUCGUCUGACCUGGUGGACAAGGAAUUGCACCCCCCCUGAGCUGGAGAAGGAGGCCUGUGAGAAUGAGGAGGACAGCACACCAGGGCUGGCAGAGGGGGCAGCUGGGGAGUGCCCUGCAGGAGGCGGAGCAGCAGGGGACCUGAUGGAGGAAUUGGAGCAGGUUGGAGCCCCACACAGGUCCUGGGGAAAGCUGCUCUGGGGCUGGUUCUGUGGGCUCUCCAGGGUCCCUGAGCAAGCUCUGAGCCCAGCAGAGAAGGCUGCUCUAGAGCAGAAACUGACCAGCAUCGAGGAGGAGCCAUUGUGGAGAAGCGUCUGCAACAUCAACGCCAUCCUCCUACUGUCCAUCAACAUCUUCCUCUGGGGUUAUUUUGCAUAACUUCACAGACCUGGCUUUGGCCAAGACAGAUUCAACACAGAGACAGGCUCUCCUCUCACCUGCUGUCAAAAGCUGAAGCCACAGGAACCCCUGAAGAGCAUCUAAUCCAACUUCGCUUGGCAAGUGGGGAAACGGAGGCCCAGAGAGAACACUAGGUUUGCCCAGGGCCAGAUAGCAGGAUUCAGUGUGUUUCUGGACUCUUGCUCUCUUUCCAUUACACUGUCUCAUUCCUACCUCAAAAUCACCAUUUCCCCCUCUUGUUGAGUCUACUCAGGAAUCUUCUGUGAGUCUUGAGGUUAGAAAAGGAAAAUACAAGUGGAGUACUAGCAACGAAUUUGCAAAAAGUCAAGUGUCCCUUCACCAUACCUUUUUCUUUUCCCCGUCUAGAGCCCCUAUGUCUCUGUCUAUUCUCAACCCCUGGUAAUCCAUUUGAAACCUGAGUCUACUGAGAAGGGCUUUAUAUUUCCAUUGGUGGCUCCACAGUUGUGGCCGUCAGAUCCAAAGGAGUGAGGGGUGAGGGUGGAAUUUAAACAUGAUGACAGAUGGCUCUGGAGCAGGGAGCUCUUGGAGAAUGGACUCGUCUUGGCAUUAUCACAAUUCAUCUUACUCCUACACUCAAACCUAACCCUGCACAGUUUCCAUGGCUGCUUCAAGGAACUUAAAGUCCAGUUGGAGGGAGGCGAUGUAUUGAAAGAUGGAGAAUCAAGAGACGCUGCUGUGUACCUCGAGGUAGCCCUCAGGGGCAGCACACAGCCCAGAAGCCACCAUCCGUGAGCCUCUGAACCUCUCCCUUUGCCUAACUAGCCUGGAAAAUACCUGACUUGCUUAAGUGCCCCUUCUCCAGGAAACUGCCCCAACUCCCCAGUCAAGAUUGUCCUCAUACUGUCACAACCCCUGGACCUGCUUCUAUCUGGGCACUGGUCACACUGAUUGGUGAUGUCUCCCUCCUUGAUGGUGCACUCCAAGGAUAGGGGCCAAUGGCUAUGCCAAGUGACUUUGUACCCAGAAUAGCAGGUGCCAAUAAAUGCUUAUGGACCUAAUAAA
Messenger RNA from Ictidomys tridecemlineatus (thirteen-lined ground squirrel), 3154 nucleotides. RefSeq names its product solute carrier family 5 member 9 (gene Slc5a9). Gene Ontology annotation, cellular component: plasma membrane. Gene Ontology annotation, molecular function: D-glucose:sodium symporter activity. The record is from RefSeq and is a predicted model, not a curated record. NCBI's taxonomy places the organism in Eukaryota, Metazoa, Chordata, Mammalia, Rodentia, Sciuridae. Gene Ontology annotation, biological process: transmembrane transport.